UAUCCUCUCUCUCUCUUGCCACCUCUUAAAACCUCAUUCUUUCCCCCACCGUCCCGUCGAUCUGCCCUUUUUCGAUGAUGUUUAACCCUAUUUUCAUUCGAUCGGCAUGAGGCUUUCGGGUUUCAAUUUCCUCUGGGUGAAUCUUCUUCGUCGCUCCAUUUUCUUCUCGUAAUUUUCCUGAAAUCAGACCUUGCGGAUGGAUCUCUUCACUGGACAAAUUCGCGAUCUAUUGCUUUCUAAAGUUCCAUCCCUUGCUGCGAUUCUCUUCUGAAUCGCACAAAAUGGCUCAGGAAAGUUGCGAUCUAGACAAAGAAGAGGCUGAAGUUCUCAAACCCCCUUCUCCUUCUCAUCCUCCAUCUCCUCCUACCUCAUCUUCCCCUUCUCCUGCUCUUCCUCCCCCUUCUCCUUCACCUCCUCCUCUUUUCCUGGAUCAGCCCAACUCAAUCACCGCUGAAGAACUGAAACCACCGGCCUCCAAGCUUGUUGACGAAUCUCUGCCGUCCAUUCGCCCUAUCAACCGAUGCUCUUGCUGCUGUAAAAAAGUCGGCCUCGCCGGAUUCCGGUGCAGGUGCGGCGAACUCUUUUGCUCCCGCCACCGGUAUUCCGAAACCCACGACUGCUCCUUCGACUACAAAGCUGCUGGAAGGGAGAAGAUCAUGAAGGCCAACCCAGUCGUUAGAGCUGCCAAAAUCAUCAAGAUCUAAAGUUUUUAGAUCGAUCGACAUCCUCUUUCCUGUUGUAAGUUCUGUUUCAGCAUCUUCUGUUCUGUUUGGCUUUCCGAUUUCCUCCUGGAAAUCUAGAUCAUUGAACUGUCCUAUAAUUGUGUUACAUAUCUUCUUGUAUAAUUUUAUCUUUGUUAUAUUUGUAGGUUUUCUGCU
Molecule: messenger RNA, 878 nt
Organism: Phalaenopsis equestris
Lineage: Eukaryota; Viridiplantae; Streptophyta; Magnoliopsida; Asparagales; Orchidaceae
Product: zinc finger AN1 domain-containing stress-associated protein 15-like
Exons: 2
Coding region: 282-704 (140 amino acids)
Biological process (GO): protein ubiquitination
Molecular function (GO): zinc ion binding; ubiquitin-protein transferase activity
Source: RefSeq, a predicted model, not a curated record